Neopelma chrysocephalum (saffron-crested tyrant-manakin) is the source of this 910-nucleotide messenger RNA. RefSeq lists its product as uncharacterized. The record is from RefSeq and is a predicted model, not a curated record. The coding region runs from base 40 to 711 and encodes 223 amino acids. The transcript has 2 exons. NCBI's taxonomy places the organism in Eukaryota, Metazoa, Chordata, Aves, Passeriformes, Pipridae.
CUGGGCCGUGAGCGGCGGGGCCGGGCCAGGGGCCGGGCCAUGAGCGGCGGGGCCGCGCAGCGGCGGCGGCGCCUGGUGCUGCACGUGGACCUCAACAACACCGUGGUGGUGGCGGACACGGUGACCGGGCAGGGCCCGCGCGCGGCGCUCAACACCUUCCUCAGCACCGUCACCUGGGGCCGCGCCGGGGCCGCCGGCAAGUGGGAGUGGCUGAGCGACCGUCCGUCCCUGUGCCCGCCGUGCCCCGGCGCCCUCAGCUACUACAGCGCCCGCGGCCGGGACCCCUCCUUCACCGAGGCCGGGCCGGGUCGCCGCUUCCGCAGCCUCCACGCCCGCCACCUGCAGCUGCUGGAGUGGCCGGGCCGGCCGCACGACGCCUUGUCCGUGCCGGGAGAGCCCGGCGAGCGCUACCACCUGAUCCUGCCCUCCUUCUUCCGGCUCCUGGACACGCUGCACCGGAAUGGCCGGGCCUUCGCCGUGGUUUUCAGGACCUUCGGCACCGACCUGCCCCGUGCCCUGCAGGCUGUCAACAGUGCCCUGGACGGGCAGCACCCCCAGUUCCCCACCUUGCGGGACGUGGCGGUGAGUGGUGCCCCGAGGGUCCGGUGGGAUGGGGAAGGGCAGCCGAGUGGUCCCACAGAGACCCCCGUGCCAAGCUACUCUCCAGCCACUUGGCCAGACUGCUUUAAAAGCACCAGUUUCUUGGGAUGAGGCUGUCAGCUGUGGGGGAACACGUGUGUGUGCAAAUCCUGUGUGGGAAUGGUCUCCUCUAGGGGUAUCCCAGGUUGGACAGAGCAUCCCUUCUCCUGGGAAGUGGCUGCUGCAGCAGUGCAGGGCUCCCUGGCUCAGAGCUGAUUGCAGCUGUGCUCUCUGCCCUCCCCCUGGAAGCACACUGGGCAGGAGCACUGGG